UUCUGUGUGAUGGACGAUCGCGGAGGCGCGGGGACGACAACUGAAAUGAGGAUUAAAAGGAAGAAUAUUCAGUACAGAGGCGACGCGAGAAGAGGAAGGUGAAAGCGGUGAACAGCAAGGAUGACGAGCUUAUGUUAGUUGCGAGAAGAAAAUAGAAGUGCCAAGAGGUACGAAGCGGAUGACAGGAGGCGGACGAAGGCCACAGCGGAGCGAGCGAGGAGGCGAGAACGAGAAUGGCAAGCGAAAAAGAGGACAGUUCCGCAAGACAGGCAGACUCGGUUUACAGUCACCGAAAUCCUUCUGUGUGUCUCAUUUCCUUGGAGUGGAUGUCCGUUGAAGGCUGAGAUCCUGCAAAAAAAUGGACGACGGCUUGCUGCUCUCCGGCCACAGGAGAUCACAACCACGUUCUGACAGACAGAGAAAGCUAAGCGCGAGCGUAAUCGAGAGAAAGAGAGAUCGAAAGGAAAAGAAAGAGACACAGUUCCUCUCUUGGCUUCAUUUAGUGGGACGAAGGAGGACAAGGGUUUCUCUGAGUGCUGAGAAUCGCCAAUUCCGCCGCAAAGACGCUCUCAAAUGAGGACCCGCCGCGGCUGUUUUUCGCCGUUGAUGUAGCAUGCAUGCGUGUGAAUGCGUGUGAGUGAGUCCGGAGAACAGAAAAAACUGUCAGGGUCUCAAAGGAGAAACGGUGACGGAGGAAAUGUCUCAUAUUCAUCUGCAAUUUCUCUGUACAGAGGUGUACAGACUGCCCUUCUUUUUGGCAAGCAACUCGUGCAUGCAUCUCUGAGCAGAAAACACGAAACUCCUUUUCACUAUCGACCACGCACGUGCACGCAUAUCCACAGUGAAUUAAAAAUAAAAAUUGUUACAGAUGGUCAGUUAAUUGUAGGGGUACGUAUCUGGAAAUAUAUUAUAUACAUAGACAGACAGAGAGAGGGAGAGGUACACAGAUGUCUGUAGAAGAGAGGGACGUUGUACUGCAUGAACAGGCGCAUCGCGAGACAUGCCCCCUGUUCUAGGAGCUACAGAGAAGUCUGAAAUGCUCAUGGUGCUCCAAGAGAAGACAGCUGUCGCAAUCGACAAGGAACGAGAGAGGAAGCGCUUCCUUGCGCGCAGCAAGGACGGGAGAAAAUCCCCUGUUCCAACGAAGCUGUCAGCUCAGCUGCAAAGGACGAUUCAGUCGAAAGGAAAGGGGGAAAAGCUCCUGGUUCUGGAACAGGCAUGGUUGAAAGAAGCCAUAACCGAGAUCAAAAUGAAAAAUGUACGUGGUACAAGUGCUGCCUCAGGGACGCAAAAAGAGCUUUCGGGCACCCCCUUCGACGUUCAGCAUUGGCGCCUCUACAGAUCCGCGUCGGCAGCUUUAAAAAAUGUGAUUAGACUGUGAAAAAGUCAAACUGAUGAAGCAACGUAGACCCACAGUGUACGUUUUCGUCUCCUUAACUAACACGAAAGACUCCUGCAGCUUGCGGCAGGUACGUGCAUGAGAGUCAUAAGUGUAUGUAUGUAUAUAUAUAUAUAUAUAUAUAUAUAUAUAUAUAGGUGUGUGCGCCCCUGCUUUGGGAUAUGCCUUGCUAGGUGGACUGAAUUCUGACGGAGGAGAGCUAAUAAGGUGGUUCAUUUAUGCGUAGCGAAGUCCUCUCUCUUUUUCAUCGCACAACCGUCGACUGGGAUUGGUCGGUAAUGUGUCUAAAUUAGCGGGUUCAGCGGUGUUUAUCGUUCUUUAUCAUUCGUGAAGAUGUGUAGGAGCUCUUAGCCCAUGUGCGUCAUUGUGCGGUUCCCUGUCGCGUCCGUCUUUCUCUUUGGCUUGAUUUAUGUUUGGCCGCUUAGCGUAGUACUGGCGGAUGAUCCCUCAAGUCCCCGAGAGUUGACACAGAUAAACAGUUUUCGAC
Toxoplasma gondii ME49 is the source of this 1886-nucleotide messenger RNA. RefSeq lists its product as hypothetical. The transcript has a single exon. The coding region runs from base 1001 to 1381 and encodes 126 amino acids. The record is from RefSeq and is a predicted model, not a curated record. Lineage: Eukaryota; Apicomplexa; Conoidasida; Eucoccidiorida; Sarcocystidae.